This is a messenger RNA of Oncorhynchus masou masou (cherry salmon), 1337 nucleotides long. RefSeq names its product tetratricopeptide repeat protein 1-like. Bases 78 to 1148 code for a protein of 356 amino acids. Lineage: Eukaryota; Metazoa; Chordata; Actinopteri; Salmoniformes; Salmonidae. The transcript has 8 exons. The record is from RefSeq and is a predicted model, not a curated record. Gene Ontology annotation, molecular function: protein binding.
AUUUGAUAAGCAUCCGGAAGACAUGAUUACAGAGGAAAUGUCAUCCUGACUAGAGUUUUGUACAGGGAGAAAAUUCAAUGGAAUCGUCAGCAGACAAGGAGUCUGAAACACUCCUUGACCGAAUGACCAACUCUCAGACCAAUAUUAGAGCGUCUGAACAGCAUGAAUGUCCAGACGGCCAAAGCACUGCAGCCCACGGGGGUACUGAGCAGGGGGACGAUGCCUUCUUUGACUGUGAGGAGUCUCUGAAUGGAACAGACGGCUCCAUGGGUGACAGACAGAGAAGGACUGACUGUUCAGAAGCCCCAGCAUUAUUCCAGGAAACAGAGGGGUGUUCACCGAACACAGAGAAAAAACACGUCAGCGCAGAGUUGUCAGGGGAGAGAACUACAUUGUUGGGAGGUGAAGAAGAGGAGGGUAAAGAAACUUGGGAUGAGUGCACCGAAGAAGACAAGAGUAUGGCAGUUGAAGGGGGAGAUUCUGAUACUGAACUGAAUGAAGAAGAGAACACCCCUCCUGAAUUUGAUGAGGAGUAUCUGAGACGAAUGGAGAAAGACAUGACCGAGGAGGAAACAGAGAGCCGCAGAGAGGAGAGCAUGACCCUGAAGGACAAGGGGAACAGUCAGUUCAAGAGUGGAGAGCACACUGAGGCAGAGGAGUCAUACACUGCAGCUUUAGGCUUAUGCCCUGUGUGUUCCAGCAAGGACAGAGCUAUCCUAUUCUCUAACCGUGCUGCUGCCCGCCUGCACCUGGAUAAGAAUGAGAGAGCCAUCGCCGACUGCACCAAGGCCAUAGAGUUGAACCCAAACUACAUGCGAGCGAUCCUGCGGAGGGCAGAGCUCUAUGAGAAAACAGACAAGCUGGAUGAGGCGUUGGAGGACUACAAGGCUGCUCUGGAGAAAGACCCUGACCUGCCUUCAGCCAGAGAGGCCUGCAUGCGGCUUCCACAACAGAUCCACGAGCGAAAUGAGAAGCUGAAGGACGAUAUGAUGGGCAAACUGAAGGACUUGGGCAAUAUGUUCCUGCGGCCAUUUGGUCUGUCCACAUCAAACUUCCAGGUAAACCAGGAUUCGGGCACUGGAUCCUACUCUGUCAACUUUGUUCAGAAUCCUAACAACAACAGAUCACAGCAUGAGGAGCCUGUCUGAGAGCCGUCGUCACGCCUAGCUUGGCCACCCAUCUUCAGAGCUAAGAGACGGACAGUCAGGACCCUCCACUGGUGUGUCAGAGUGGGAUCCAUUUUGAAAUUUAAAAGACAGUCUUUCAUGGUGAAAUAAGAUUGCCCACCAUCUCUCACACACAAUCUGAAAGGGCCAUUAAAUGAUCAGUGACUGUUA